Micropterus salmoides (largemouth bass) is the source of this 1808-nucleotide messenger RNA. Its product is annotated as sperm-associated antigen 1-like. Gene Ontology annotation, molecular function: heat shock protein binding. Gene Ontology annotation, cellular component: mitochondrion; cytosol. The record is from RefSeq and is a predicted model, not a curated record. NCBI's taxonomy places the organism in Eukaryota, Metazoa, Chordata, Actinopteri, Centrarchiformes, Centrarchidae.
CCACCGUUGACCGCGUCACGUGCUCACCGCGUCACGUUUCCGGUUUUGGAGCGCGUGGUUACCAUAGUAACGGAUGAGCGCGCGUCAAACAGCAGCAGGCAUGAGUGCAGAUGCAGUUUUCUCUCUUCAAAACCAGUCCACCGCCAUUGACUAUAGCGGGAAGAUCCCUGUGGAGCACCUGGACUAUGAUUACAUUGAGAAGUGCAAAGAUGUAAAAUACCUGGAGAAGAUCUUGAGAGUACUUAGGUCUGGCGAUGAGGGCAUUUUUCCGCAUCUGAUCAAUUUCUGUGAGAGUCACUUGGAGAAACUGAACCCCAGGAGCCGAGCUCUCAGGAAGGAAAACCCUGUGGCCACAGCUGCCAGCCUCUCUAAAGAUGAGUGGAGCCAGAUUGUCAAUGAUUUGAAGACAUGGCGAGAAGAAACCAAAAGAACAGAGACUUCACUAACACAGCAGUCAAUGUUUGAUGAUCUAGUGAAAGAAAACACGCCACCUAUAAGAGGUUCCAAUUGCUCUGUUCCACUUAGUCAGACUUCAGAUCCAAAAGAAAAGAGGAAUUCUUCAAAACGCACUCUCCCACGUGAUUAUCGAGAAUGGGACAAGUUUGAUGUGGAAAAGGAAUGUGACAGAAUUGAUGGAAAUGUGGUCAAAAAUGAUCCACCUGUCAUUAUAAACACAAGAAACCCCAAAAUCAAGACUAAAGUGGAUGCUUCAAUGCUGACACAACCGGAGAAGCUCCUGCUGGCAAACCGUGAAAAGGACAAAGGCAAUGAAGCUUUCAGAGCAAACGAUUAUGAGGAGGCAGUUGCAUAUUAUUCCAGGAGCCUUUCCAUUAUACCAACUGUGGCUGCGUACAACAACAGAGCCCAGGCAGAAAUCAAGCUCAGCCACUGGCACAAUGCCAUGAGAGACUGCCAGAGGGUACUCGAACUGGAACCAGAAAAUAUUAAAGCCCUGCUACGUCGUGCCACUGUUUAUAAUCACAUGGGCAGCUUCCAAAUGGCUGCUGAAGACCUGAGGAUGGUGCUUAGGAAAGAGCCGCAUAAUGCUGCAGCCACUCAACUUCUGUCUGAAACUGAGAAGAAGAUGAAGGAAGGUCAACCAGGACAGCAAAGCAAAGGCAAAAGAAUCAUCAUCCAAGAGGUAGAAGAGGAAGAUGACAGCAGUAACGAUGCAGCAAAAGCUGAGCAGACUGCUUGUCCGGUUGAACCUAGCCAGCCUGUGGGAGGGGAGGAGUGCUCAGCUUCUCCUGCCGAAAGGGGAGACAUGGGUAACGCUCAGAAAAAGCCCCACAGCAGAGGGGACGGGGGUCCACACGGUGAGUUUAACAACGCCCACCAUGGACACUGGAGGGGCAAAGGAGGCAGCGCUGACAAGUACAAAGUCUCACAGGAGUCCAAGGAAAAGGUAGCCAAUGGAACGGGCAAAAGGGGCUCCACAGCUUCAGCCCAGGCUGACCAGAGCAGCAGUAAGGGAACUCCGGUUGGAGGAAAUGCAUCGGAAAAUGUCAACCUCGAUGCCCCGUGUGGAGCCCUGCCCCCACAUCUGGCCCGGCUAAAGAAUGAAGGAAACCUGCUGUUUAAAAAUGGACAGUUUGCCGAUGCACUGGAAAAAUACUCACUAGCCAUCCAAGGCUGUACAGAUUCAGGGAUUGACAGUCCGGAGGAUCUCUGUAUUCUAUAUUCAAACAGAGCAGCUUGCUACCUGAAAGAUGGCAACAGUCAAGACUGCAUACAGGACUGCAUAAAAGCCCUGGAGCUACAGCCAUUCUCCCUCAAGCCCCUCCUGCGCCGGGCCAUGGCUUAUGAGU